Molecule: messenger RNA, 1773 nt
Organism: Adineta ricciae
Lineage: Eukaryota; Metazoa; Rotifera; Eurotatoria; Adinetida; Adinetidae
Source: the annotation of a GenBank genome assembly
AUGCCACAAAAGUCAAAACGAAAGCUGCAUAGUGAGAAGGCGAUAUCCGCACGAUGGGAAGACAUGAAUCUUAACGAUGAUCCUGAAUCAAUGGAUGAAGACGAAGACAGUUGGGAUUUCAGGAAACUGCACAAUGGGGAAAAAGAAGAUUUCAAAAUAGAAUGGGAGCUUGCGGAAAUUGGUGAUUUAUUCGAACUAUGUAAGAGCUCCUGUGGUUCUCGAAAAUUAUCUGUUCUUCUGUACAUGAUUCUGCGUCAAGUAGGUCUCUCGUGGCGAGACAGUGAUGCGGUUCUGAGUAAUAUUGGUGCUUAUCGAGCUAAAGCUGCUCAUCAUUGGGCAAAAGCUUUCUUAUUAGAUGAAACUGAAUCAUUUUACGAUGAUGGUCGAGGAGGUAGGCAUAGCGAAUCCUUCUAUGAUGUGUUUCCAGAACUUGAAACAGAAGCGAAAGCUUUCGCAAUCGAAUCGUGUUCUCGUAAGUCAGCCGACUUCACUGUUCUUGAUUUGGCUAAUUUCAUUGAUACAAAGUUCUACGAGCUAACACAGAUAGCGAAAUCUAGUGACGUCUUGAUUCGUUCUGUCGAAGCCUGCCGACUUGACCUUCGGCGCUGGGGAGCCAAGUUUCAGCCAAAUUCUCAAAGGCCCUACUUCGAAGGUCACGAAAGACUGGACGUUAUAGCACAUCGUCAAGAAUUCGUUGCGCAUUUUCUGCAAAGGAAAGAUCGAUAUUAUACAGUAACAGAUGGUGAUCAACCUGUAUGGCAAAUACCAAGCCAGAAGCCUUGUGUGCUCCUUUUCCAUGAUGAGUCGACGUUCAAGUGCGGUGAAAUAUCAGCCAAGAGAUGGAUGGUCGAUGGACAAACGCCCUUUUUCUCGAAAGGUCAAGGCAGGUCUCAUAUGCUGUCCGAUUUCCUGGUGCAGCACCCCUCUGGGCCCUUCUUUUCUCUCUCAGAUGCGGAGUUCAAGCGUGCAUGCAAGAAAUAUCCUUCACUCCUUUCGUCAGACGAUCUGAAUUAUGUGGGAAACUCAGCUACUGCUGGGAUCAACGUUGGACAAGAGGGCUAUUUUGACAACGACACCAUCUUGGCUCAAUUCGAACGAUUGUUUAUGCUACUGUCUUUUAAGGAGAGUUUCAAAGAUCACGAAAUUGAGGUAGUGGUAGACAAUGCGAGAACGCAUUCUGCUCGAGAGUACAGUAUCAAUGAUUUUAGUAAAGGUAUAGAUACAAAGUGUCCAGUUGAUUUCAUUGAAUAUCAGGAUAUUCAGGGUAAAACUGUAUCGGUAUCAUGUUAUUUUACCAAGGGUGAACAUCGUGGCAAAUCAAAGGGACUGGUUGAAUUGGCCAAAGACCUCCAUAUAUCGAUUGGAUCGAGAAUGAAGCUUCCUGAAAUUCGAGGAUUAUUUUCGACACAUCCUGCUUUUCAAAAUGUAUCUCGGCUCGAAAAUUUAGCUAGAAAAUAUCAAGUUAAAGUAAUAUUUGUUCCUAAAUUUCAUUGUGAAUUGAAUGCGAUUGAGGGUCUAUGGUGCCAUAUGAAACAGUACAUAAGAAAAACGUCUGAUCAAAGUUUUCCCACCAUGCUACGUCUUCUUCCCGAGUCUCGUGAUAAUUUUGAACAGCGUCAGAUACAUAUGAAACUCUUUCGACGUUUCUGGCGUUCCCUGGAUGCUUAUAAUCAAGGCAAAUCAUAUGGCGAGAUUCUCAGUCUCUUCUUCAGUCAAUCAUGUAAAUCUAGUAUUCUCUCUCAUCGAAAAAUAACGAACAGCAAACUUCAGUAA